Messenger RNA from Rasamsonia emersonii CBS 393.64, 2796 nucleotides. Its product is annotated as beta-mannosidase. The record is from RefSeq and is a predicted model, not a curated record. The transcript is spliced from 4 exons. Gene Ontology annotation, biological process: carbohydrate metabolic process; glycoprotein catabolic process. The coding region runs from base 1 to 2796 and encodes 931 amino acids. Gene Ontology annotation, molecular function: beta-mannosidase activity. Lineage: Eukaryota; Fungi; Ascomycota; Eurotiomycetes; Eurotiales; Trichocomaceae.
AUGUUGUUCGCCAAAGAGCUGUCGCUAUUGCUGGCUGCGGCCGGUCUCUGUCGCGCACAGCAUGUCGUAGAUCUCAGUGGGGAUGGCUGGACGGUGAGGAACCAGCAGGGGAACGUCACGGUGCCGGGUCGUUUGCCUUCGCAGGUUCAUCUGGAUCUGUAUGCUGCCAAGGUCAUUGGUGACAGAUACUAUGGUCUCAAUGAUUUUGAUCUGCGAUGGAUCGCCUGGUCCAACUGGACCUACACCAGCAAUCCCAUCACGAACCUACUCGACAACGCCACAAGCACCUGGCUGGUUUUCGAUGGACUGGACACUUUCACCACCAUCGAGUUCUGCGGACAGUUUGUCGGGACGACGAACAACCAGUUCCGGCAGUGGAAAUUCGACGUGACGGAUAUUCUCAAGUCCUGCAAAAGUGCUCCCACUCUGAGCCUCAACUUUGGCAGCGCGCCAGCCAUCGCGAAUGCGAUCGCGAACCAACCUGGGCAAGAACAGUGGCCACCUGGCGUCCAGGGAGUGUUUGAAUUUCCCAACCGCGAGUUCAUCCGCAAAGAACAGUCCGACUUUGGCUGGGACUGGGGCCCUGCGUUCGCCCCCGCCGGACCCUGGCGGCCAGCGUAUGUCGUGCAAUUUGCCCCUGCGGACGGUGUCUACGUGCUCAACACCGAUCUCGAUAUUUUCCGCCAGGGCCAGAUCAAUCAUCUGCCGCCCGAUCAGAGCGCGCCGUGGGUGGUCAACGCCAGUAUCGAUUUCCUAGGAAGUCUUCCCGAAGGGGCGUUGUUGACGAUCGACAUCAAGGACGCCAAAGACUCCUCCCCACUUGCAUCUGGCCCGUUGAGCAAUAUCACCGUAUCGGGGAACACAAUCACAGGGAUCACCACGGUGGACGCAAACGCCCCCAAGCUGUGGUGGCCAAACGGCCUGGGAGAACAGAAUCUCUAUCAAGUGACCAUAAAUGUCGUUGAUAGCAAGGACAAGACUCUGGCCACGGUGACCAAGCGCACCGGUUUCCGCACCAUCAUCCUUAACCGAACCAACAUCACCGAGGAGCAGCUGGCGCAGGGGAUUGCGCCGGGAGCGAACUGGCACUUUGAGAUAAACGGCCAUGAGUUCUACGCCAAGGGCUCGAACUUUAUCCCCCCGGAUGCAUUCUGGCCUCGGGUCACGGAAGACCGGAUCCGCAAGCUCUUCGAUGCCGUCGUGGCCGGGAACCAAAAUAUGCUCCGCGUCUGGGCGUCCGGCGCGUAUUCUCCGGACUUUCUCUACGACAUCGCCGAUGAGCGGGGCAUCCUCCUGUGGAGCGAAUUCGAGUUCAGUGACGAUUUGUACCCCGUGGACCAGGAGUUCCUCGACAAUGUCGCGGCUGAAGUGGUCUACAAUGUGCGCCGCGUGAACCACCAUCCGUCUCUGGCGCUCUGGGCGGGAGGAAACGAGAUCGAAAGUCUGGAGAUCCCGCUGGCGCAGUCUGCCGACCCGGAAGGCUACACUAAGUAUGUCGGGGAGUAUGAGAAGCUGUUUAUUAGUCUGAUCAUGCCGCUAGUCUACGAGAACAGUCGUUCCAUCAGCUAUAACCCGAGUUCUACCACCAAUGGGUACCUGGAAGUCAAUCUGUCGGCGCCGGUGCCGAUGGUGGAACGAUACUGGAAUCUGACGCCCGGGUCUUAUUACGGGGACACCGACUACUACAACUACGACAGCCGGGUCUCGUUCAACUACUCCAGCUACCCGGUCGGGCGGUUCGCCAACGAGUUUGGCUACCACAGCAUGCCCAGUCUGCAGACGUGGCAGCAGGUCGUCCCCGAGGAGGAUCUGUACUUCAACAGCAGCGUCGUGAUGCUCCGGAACCACCAUUACCCUGCCGGCGGGCUCUACACGGACAACUACCACAACAGCUCUCUGGGGAUGGGGGAGAUGACGAUCGCGGUUGAGCGCUACUACCCGAUCCCGUCGAAGACGGACCCCAUCGCGAAUUUCAGCGCAUGGUGCCUGGCGACGCAGCGGUUCCAGGCAGACAUGUACAAGUCCGAGAUCCAGUUCUACCGCCGCGGGAGCGGGUUCCCGAACCGGCAGCUGGGGUCGCUGUACUGGCAGCUGGAAGACAUCUGGCAGGCGCCGACGUGGGCGGGGAUUGAAUACGACGGCCGCUGGAAGGUGCUGCACUACGUGGCAAAGGACAUCUACCAGCACGUGAUUGUGUCGCCGUUCUGGAACUACACGACAGGCGACCUGGAGAUCUACGUGACGUCGGACCUGUGGGAGGCGGUGUCGGGAACGGUGCAGCUGUCAUGGCUGGAUUUCAAGGGCCAGCCGCUGGCGCAGAAUGCGGGCACGCCGACCAACUUGUCCUUCACAGUCGGCGCCAUCAACACGACGAACAUCUACUCGACGAACAUUCGAAACCUGACCAUCCCCGAUCUGCGAGACGCCGUGCUGAUCCUGUCGUUAGAGGCAACGGGCCACACGCCAAACGACCCAGAGCAGAAGGAAGUGACAUUCACGCACGAGAACUACUUCACACCGGUCUGGCCGAACGAAGCGAAAUUGGUCGAUCCGCAGCUGCAGCUGUCAUACGACGAGUCAAGCAAGAAAUUCACCGUCGAGGCCAAGGCGGGAGUCGCGCUGUACACCUGGCUCGACUACCCGGCGGGCACGGUGGGGUACUUUGACGACAAUUCGUUUGUCCUCGUUCCGGGAAAGCCAAGGGAGGUAGGGUUUACGGUGCAGGAUGAUACGUCGGGUGGAGCGUGGGCGGAGAAGGUGACUGUGCAGAGUUUGUGGGAUCAGACGCAGCCGUAG